This is a messenger RNA of Medioppia subpectinata, 1082 nucleotides long. The record is from the annotation of a GenBank genome assembly. NCBI's taxonomy places the organism in Eukaryota, Metazoa, Arthropoda, Arachnida, Sarcoptiformes, Oppiidae.
AUCACCAUCAAGGUUGAUGUAAUAAUUAAUUAAUAUUACGAUAACCAUAUUUGGUGGUGAUAAGUAAAAAGUUGUUAUAUUUACAGUAUAUAAAUGUCUACAUUGAUUUAGGCUUAAAAUAUCAAUCACAGUUUGAUUGAACUGGAUUAAAUAUUUGUUACCACCGAUUAAAUAACCUAAUUCUAUUGGAUCAAUAAAUAGCAUUAGCAGUAAUGGCAGCAAACGGUGACUUUGAUAUCGAUCACUACAAAGCGGUCGGGAAGUCCCGAGACUUUACCGGAAAAGUAGUUCUGGUGACCGGUUCCUCGUCCGGCAUCGGAGAGGGUAUUGUUAAGCUGUUCUCACUAUUGGGUGCCAGUGUUGUGGUCAAUGGCAGACACGCCGAUACUGUCGCCAAAGUGGCCAAAGUAUGCCAGAAGUGGUCGCCGAAACAAUUAAAGCCCCUGGAAGUGGUGGCAGAUGUGGGCAAACCUGAAGAUGUAGAGCGUUUAAUAAAAACCACGAUCGAACAUUUUGGCAAACUAGACGUAUUGGUAAACAACGCCGGCCCCUACACCACAACCAACAUCACCCAGACCGAUUUGCUGCCCAUAUGGGAUGAGACAUUCUCGGUCAAUUUAAGAGCAAUAGUACAGUUGACACAACUUGCUGUACCCCAUCUGGAAAAGACCAACGGAUCCAUUGUCAACAUAUUGGCCGACGAGGCCAUGCAACCUAUAAAAAUUAGUCUGGCAUACUCGACAGCGAAGGCUGGUCUGGACAUGUUGACAAAAAUUCUAGCCCUGGAAUUAGGCCCAAAACACAUCCGGGUUAAUAAUGUUGCGCCUGGUCAAAUUCAAAUCAACGAACACCCGAAUCCAUUUCAAAUGUACGGCGCUAAGAUUACCCCGCUGGGUAGACUAGGUCAACCAUUGGACAUUGCUAAAUCUGUAGCAUUCUUGUCAUCCACUGACGCAGAGUUCAUCACCGGUAUAACCCUGAUCACUGAUGGUGGUAUAUUGGGCAAUAUGGGUGCCAUGAACGUAUUUACUGGUUAACAAUCUUAUCACGGAAGUUAUAUUUUUGAAUUGUUAAUAUUAAAU